This is a messenger RNA of Trichechus manatus latirostris (Florida manatee), 1636 nucleotides long. Its product is annotated as keratin, type II cytoskeletal 71. Gene Ontology annotation, biological process: keratinization; intermediate filament organization. The transcript is spliced from 9 exons. Gene Ontology annotation, cellular component: keratin filament. The record is from RefSeq and is a predicted model, not a curated record. Gene Ontology annotation, molecular function: structural constituent of skin epidermis. NCBI's taxonomy places the organism in Eukaryota, Metazoa, Chordata, Mammalia, Sirenia, Trichechidae. Bases 65 to 1636 code for a protein of 523 amino acids.
AGCAGAACCGUGUGGGAUUUUGGCUUCCUUCCUCCUGUGUUUGAGCUCCAUCUCUACCAGCAACAUGAGCUGCCAAUUCACCUCCAAGUCUGGAGCUGCCACCAAGGGAGGCUUCAGCGGCUCCUCAGCAGUGCUCUCUGGGGGCAGCUCAUCCUCCUACAAGGCAGGGGGCAAAGGGCUUAGUGGGGGCUUCAGCAGUCGGAGCCUCUACAGCCUGGGAGGCACCCGGAGCAUCUCCCUCAACAUGGCCGGUGUCAACGGAAAGAGUGGAGGCUAUGGGUUUGGCCGGGGCCGGGGCCGGGCCAGUGGUUUUGCUGGCAGCAUGUUUGGCUGUGUGGCCCUGGGGCCCGUGUGUCCAACUGUGUGCCCACCUGGAGGCAUCCAUCAGGUCACCAUCAACGAGAGCCUCCUGGAACCCCUCAAAGUGGAGCUGGACCCUGAGAUCCAGAAAGUGCGUGCCCAGGAAAGGGAGCAGAUCAAGGCACUGAACAACAAAUUUGCCUCCUUCAUUGACAAGGUGCGAUUCCUGGAGCAGCAGAACCAGGUGCUGGAAACCAAGUGGGAGCUGCUGCAGCAGCUGGACCUGAACAACUGCAAGAAUAACCUGGAGCCCAUCCUUGAGAGCUACAUCAGCAACCUGCGGAAGCAGCUGGAGACACUGUCUGGGGACAGAGUGAGGCUGGACUCAGAGCUGAGGAAUGUGCAGGACAUUGUGGAGGACUACAAGAAGAGGUACGAGGAGGAAAUCAACAGGCGGACAGCUGCAGAGAACGAGUUUGUGCUGCUCAAGAAGGAUGUGGAUGUGGCGUACGCCAAUAAGGUGGAGCUGCAGGCCAAGGUGGACUCCAUGGACCAGGAUAUCAAAUUCCUCAAGUGUCUCUUUGAUGCUGAGAUCACUCAGAUCCAGUCACAUAUCAGCGACAUGUCUGUCAUUCUGUCCAUGGACAACAACCGCAACCUGAACCUGGACAGCAUCAUUGAUGAGAUCCGCAGUCAGUACGAGGAGAUCGCCCUGAAGAGCAAGGCCGAGGCUGAAGCCCUGUAUCAGACCAAGUUCCAGGAACUGCAGCUGGCAGCUGGCCAACAUGGGGAUGACCUCAAAAACACCAAGAAUGAAAUCUCGGAGCUCACUCGGCUCAUCCAGAGGAUCCGCUCAGAGAUUGAGAAUGUGAAGAAGCAGGCUUCCAAUCUAGAGACAGCCAUCGCUGAUGCUGAGCAGCGGGGAGACAAUGCCCUGAAGGAUGCCCAGGCCAAGCUGGACGAGCUGGAGGCAGCCCAGCACCAGGCCAAGGAGGAGCUGGCCCGGAUGCUGUGUGAGUACCAGGAGCUCAUGAGCCUGAAGCUGGCCCUGGACAUGGAGAUCGCCACCUACCGCAAGCUGCUGGAGAGUGAGGAGUGCAGAAUGUCAGGAGAAUUUCCCUCCCCUGUCAGCAUCUCCAUCAUCAGCAGCACCAGUGGCGGCUUCCGGCCCAGCUCGGUCAGCGGCGGCUACGUGGCCAACAGCACCAGCUGUAUCUCUGGAGUGUGCAGUGUCCGCAGCGGGGAGGGCAGGAGCCGAAGCAGUGCCAGUGAUUGCAAGGAUACCCUGGGCAAGGGCUCUAGCCUGAGUGCCCCCUCCAAGAAAUCCAGCCGGUAG